Molecule: messenger RNA, 2249 nt
Organism: Dalotia coriaria
Lineage: Eukaryota; Metazoa; Arthropoda; Insecta; Coleoptera; Staphylinidae
Exons: 9
Coding region: 357-1931 (524 amino acids)
Biological process (GO): response to oxidative stress
Cellular component (GO): nucleus
Source: RefSeq, a predicted model, not a curated record
UUCAUAGGUGCGUUGACAUUGAAUCGAAAAAACACGAUCAUCGACAGAUCACGACGAUCCACAUACGGCCCAGAUCGUCGUCAUCCAGGUCGGUGUCGCAUUCCGCCCGGGAGGUGAGCACCUCCGUCGUGGCCUUUAGUCCAACCCCAACGCAUACAUCAGCGUGUGCGAGCGCCGUCCGUGUGGGAUCAUUCAGUAUAGUCGCGACGGCGACGCCGCACCAGCAUCAUGUCCUCCAAUGUGUGGCCGUAUAACUGACAUCCAUUUGCAUUUUUCAAUUUCUACAUGUGGUCCGCAUGAAUCAUCUGCGCCGCUGAGUAUUUUGUUGGUUGUAUAAAUAUACAGUGUUUGGAACAAUGGGGAAUCAUCAUACGAAUGGACAUAAGCAUGCUGGAAAUGGUCAGGGGGGUGUAACGCCGGCGGAUGGGGGCGGUAAGGUGGGGGAGAGGGCUGGCAGCUCGAGUUUGAACUCCAGCAGGCGGAAUAGCAGCAUGAAGAGUUUGUCUAGGACUCAGUCGGGGAAUGAGAUCAGUGAGAGGGCUACCAGUUUAUUACCAGUGGAGAAACUUGCUAAGAUUUUGACGCAGAAGUCACAACAUGAGGAAAACAUCAAUGGCGUUGGUUUAGCGACAUUUACAAAAUAUUUAUUCCCACGUUAUCCGCUGCUGGCUGAAAAGCUCUAUCACUACUUCAUGGCGAACGGCAACGGCAAACACAACUACCUGACCACCGCCGCCUUCAAGCAGCAGUGCGACAAGCUCUUUGCGAUGAUGGACGACGACAUGAUCCGCGACUAUCUCGUGCGCAUGUUCGCCGACAAGGCGGACUCGGGCGAAGCGUACGUCAUCACGCCCGAAUCGUUUCAGAAGCUGCUCAUGUGCGCCUACCACGUGGCGAUGGAUCACUACUCCGAAGGGCCGCAGAUGUGUCUCAUGAUCAACAAAACUCUACGUUCUGUAGUCGACAGUUGCUUCCAUUCGAAGCAGCAACUCUCCGAACAAUUCGUCAGCCAUUGGUUGAAGGACAACGCACCGCGACUUGUCAUUCCGCUGCAUCGGUAUGCGGUGCAUUCACUGGCAACCUCACAUCGUAAUCUGGAAGAGAAUGGACCUAAUCUAGUCGCAGUCAAAGCGGAAACACAAACACAGGCAUCAGGUUUAGAGAUGGCGACACCUGUGCUGGAACACCCGUCGCCAUUCGGCGACAAACCGCCGCAUCCGCACUUGUUGCAGAUGAGCGCGUCAUGGUUGCUUGCAGGCGCGCUACCGCCGUUGUUCUCACGUCCGCAGCAAGCGCACUCGCCGAGUAACAGCGGUGUGGGUUUCUCCAGUGGUACGUACUUGGCGAAGUUUCUUUGCACGCUGCCAUCACACUGGAUUAACCUCUACGACUCGGAUGAGCAUGGCUUGGGUGCCAAUCGUUUUGCACAUCAUGUAUUGGCAUACAAAGGACCUACUCUGGUUUUGAUUCGGGUGGAAAGCGGGUUGGUGUUCUGUAUUGCUGCGCCUUGUGAAUGGAAAGAAUCACAUUUGUAUUGGGGCGGUGAGGAUUCAUGCGUUUUUCAACUGUUGCCAAAAUUUUGUUUGCUGGAGAAAGGCUCAAAGAUGCUCUACUUGAACACGCUUGUCAGAGGUUAUCCACAGGGUUUACGCGCUGGUACCAACCCCAGGGAGCCGAUUAUUACAAUCGACAAAGGUUUUGAGAAGUUUGAAUUUCGUAAAAUUCCCUACGCAUUGGAAACAAUCGAGGUCUGGGGCUGCGGUGAUCAAGCAUCCCGCGAGGUACAGCUGGAUAUAAAGAAGUGGCAGGUACGCGAAGCGGAGAAACAGCGCGCUGUCAAAUUGAGCGCCGCUGAUUGGCUGGACCAUCCCGAUCGCUAUCUGCUAGAACUCGCCGGGCGCCCGCAGUACCACCAGAAGCAGAACCAAUGAUCGCGCGUUUGAAACUCAUUCAUUGUGAUAUAACCCUAACACUUAGGCCUUAGCGGAUGGCGUGACGCAACGAACGCAACCAACUUUACACACUUGACGCGAUAUAGUAUUCUAUUCGAGCGGCAGUACUUAAUUUUUUUGUUUCUCUUCAUCAUUAUUAUUAUUUUUUCUCUUUUAAACAACGAGUAUUUCAUUCUUUAGUAUUGUUUUGCUUUGGUUUUAUUCUACGAGAGUACUUAAACGCAGGCGUCUCUGGCUUAGAGUCUAUAAACAAGCUGUAUGAUAAUAUGUGACUUAAUAAUUUAUUGUUACACGCAA